This is a messenger RNA of Ipomoea triloba (trilobed morning glory), 1216 nucleotides long. Its product is annotated as thioredoxin-like 4, chloroplastic. The record is from RefSeq and is a predicted model, not a curated record. Lineage: Eukaryota; Viridiplantae; Streptophyta; Magnoliopsida; Solanales; Convolvulaceae. The transcript is spliced from 4 exons. Gene Ontology annotation, cellular component: chloroplast. The coding region runs from base 254 to 916 and encodes 220 amino acids.
UAUCCAAAAAUCCAAAAUCGCUUCUUCUGCGACUGUCUCGCGCCAUUGCUGCAAGCUUCAUGUGUAUGACAUGAAAACUGGAUUGAAGAAACCAUGGAAAGUGGUGAUCUCAUAUAGUGAUAUGUGAGAGAACAGUUGGUUUAGGUUCAAGGUUUUAUUGUGAAAAUUCUUGGAAUCUACGGAGGGUAGAUGUUUCGAGCUUGGGGAAUGGUGGAUGAAGAGGUUGAUUUUGUAAGGUUUGCAACUUGCACUCAUGCAAAGGCUGGGUGUUCUUGGUUGUAAGGCCCCUUUUGGCUUUGGGAGAAGCUUUAAUAAUCAGAAACUAGGUUGUGUAGCUGGAUCAAUAUUGCCCAUUGUUAUACGUAAAAAUGUUAUUGAAUUGUGUUGUAUAAAGACACAAGGUGUGUUUAGACUUGGAAAUGUUGAGACACAAAGUUGUGCAGUUAGGUCCUCGACCAGGAUAUGGAGUGUAUGUAAUGAUAAUGUUGAUGAAUUAUUUGAUGGCGGUGAUGAUGAAGAUGAUGAUGAUGAGUUGUGUCCGGUUGAAUGCGUGAGAGAAUUCAAUACGGAUGAGGAAUUCUCGAGAAUAAUGGAGAAGGCAAAGCAAACUGGCGCUCUGGUUGUGGUAGACUUCUACCGCACAUCUUGUGGCAGCUGCAAGUACAUAGAGCAGGGGUUCGUAAAGCUCUGCAAGGGAUCUGGUGACCAAGACGCACCCGUUGUUUUCUUGAAACACAACGUGCUUGAUGAAUACGAUGAACAAUCCGAGGUUGCAGAACGCCUGCGAAUCAGGUCUGUGCCCCUCUUUCAUUUCUACAAGAACGGAGUCCUACUCGAAGCGUUUCCAACACGUGAUAAAGAGAGGGUACUUUCAGCCAUUCUUAAAUACUCGGGCUCUUCUCCUCAAGAUGCUUGAGCUGAUGAUCUGGUUUGCACUUAGACCUGUAGAAAUAACAGUCCAGAAUAUUUGCCUUUGUACCUUAUUAUUAUUAUUCUUGGUGCUCAAUACUAAUGCUGGGCGCCCCGCCACGGUUUUCAUUUCCUUGAAAUCGGAAUCUGUAAUGUUGUACUGGCAUCUAUGUUGAGGAGAAAUUUAUGUCAUCAGUUCUCAUGUUCUACUGUCAUGAGCAUAUUUUUCUGCAAAAAGUUUGUCUUUCUGUAGAACUGUAUGUUUCAUGAAAGACUUAUUGCUGAAUUUAUAUCCUCAGUUCUCAUA